AUGUCUUCACGCUACGACUCCCGCACAACCACCUUCUCUCCAGAAGGCCGCUUAUAUCAAGUGGAGUACGCAGAGGAGGCCAUCUCGCAGGCAGGCACCGUUAUUGGUAUUCUCACCACAGGCGGUAUUGUGCUUGGGGCAGAGAAGGGCCAGCAGAAUGGUCUCUUCGACACGGAGAAUAUGGAAGAUAAAAACAUCAGCGGUGAGAAGGUGUAUAAAAUCGCCAAUCAUCUCGGCUGCAGCGUCGCCGGAGUGACAUCAGACGCCUACGCACUUCUCCAACACGCACGCCUCAGUGCCAAUCGUCACUUCUACACUUAUCAAGAGCCAAUGGCCGCAGAAGAUCUCUGUCGGCUUGUCUGCGAUGAAAAGCAAUUAUACACCCAAUACGGUGGUGUACGUCCAUUUGGUGUAUCUUUCUUACUUGCAGGGUGGGAUCGUCAUCAUGGAUAUCAACUCUAUCACACAGACACCAGUGGAAACUAUAAUGCCUGGCGUGCCUACGCAAUUGGUCAAAAUGAUCAAGUUGCCCAAACGUUACUAAAGCGUGAUUGGAAACCGGAGCUUACAUUGGAUGAAGGCAUCGUGUUGUGUCUCCGUGUUCUUGGAAAGACCAUGGAUACCGUUAAACUAUUGCCCGAACGACUGGAAGUGGCUGUACUGCAGAGAGUGCCAGCACCGGCCACCCAAAAAUUACUGGACCCCUACGGUUCAUUACCAAAGAAAGUGCCGGAGUUUAAGAUCUUGACAAAUGAGGAUUUGAAACCAUUCAUUGCAGAGGCAGAUCGUCAACGUGCGGCGGAAGAGGCGGCAGAGGCAGAGAAGGAAAAACAGAACGAGCAGCGAUUGGCAUCAUCGUGA
Molecule: messenger RNA, 861 nt
Organism: Trypanosoma theileri
Lineage: Eukaryota; Euglenozoa; Kinetoplastea; Trypanosomatida; Trypanosomatidae
Product: putative proteasome alpha 3 subunit
Exons: 1
Coding region: 1-861 (286 amino acids)
Biological process (GO): ubiquitin-dependent protein catabolic process
Cellular component (GO): cytosol; proteasome core complex, alpha-subunit complex; proteasome core complex
Source: RefSeq, a predicted model, not a curated record